This is a messenger RNA of Drosophila innubila, 1073 nucleotides long. RefSeq lists its product as uncharacterized. Bases 39 to 1025 code for a protein of 328 amino acids. Lineage: Eukaryota; Metazoa; Arthropoda; Insecta; Diptera; Drosophilidae. Gene Ontology annotation, cellular component: membrane. The transcript is spliced from 2 exons. The record is from RefSeq and is a predicted model, not a curated record.
AACCAAAUCUUUGAAUCGCAUCUGAUAAAGAUGACCAAAUGCGCCAACCUUUUCGCAAAGCCUCUGUAUAUAUUGCACUCCUGCUAAUAUUUGAGGCCUUCACAGGGCUGCUGAUUAUAAUCAUAACUGCUAUUUAUCAGUGGAUUUUAGCCAGUUAUUUGGAUGACAUAGAAUUUGGAUUGUUAUUCAGUUAUCUGUUCAACGUAUACAUCUUUGGAGCUCAACUUGUGGUCACAUUCCUUUGCAGUAUCUCCUUGUGGAAUCGCUUGUGGAAAAGACGUUGUACACCAAACGUUCGAUUGAUGAUUUCUAUUUGGUUAUUUUAUUCCUGCGUCAUUAUAGCGUCAGGAUUUGGCACCUUGUGGAAUCUUUACUAUAACAUUGAUGUAUUGGAAAAUUCGGCGGAAAGUGCGCUUUUUCGCGGCAUUGAUGAGUAUUAUUCGAACCCGGAGUGGAAGCUUCUAUGGGACGGCUUGCAGUUGCGGAAACAUUGCUGUGGUGUCCAUGGUUACAAGGACUGGAUGAAGGCGGAUUGGAUGCCAAGACAGGUGUUAAACUGCUCUGGAAAAGCUGUUUUGGCUCCUAUUGCCUGUUCCAAGAAAAGUCACGAAAAUAGCAUAUCGAAUUAUAUGCUGGGAUCUGAAGACUCAGAAGGCAGGCGGGAACCUUUUCCAUCCUUAACACUAGAUUCCAUUAAUACAAAUGGAUGCCUGCCUGUUUUUACGGACGUUGUAUGGCGUUACUUUUACAUUCUGCUUCUAUUUACACUGUUGGCUUUGAAGUUUUUGAUAUUCCUUUGCUGUUUUAUCAAGUAUAUACUCCAACGACAAAAUGUGGGUGACGGCUGUGAUAAUUCAGGUCUUACGGACGAGGAUGGACGACCCCUUGUAAUGGUCAAAUAUCCACGGAAUGUACGAUGUGUUAUUGUUGGUGAGGAUGAUCUGGCGUCUGAUAUAGCGCCUGAUGUCGCCUAUUGUAAUUGCGACGAUGCUGAAGGCGAGCAUGGCGAUUACUGUGAAGAAUAAAACAAAGUGUCUUAUAUAUUUUAUUAUUAUUGUAAUUCUAAUUUAUUA